Messenger RNA from Staurois parvus, 321 nucleotides. Lineage: Eukaryota; Metazoa; Chordata; Amphibia; Anura; Ranidae. The record is from the annotation of a GenBank genome assembly.
UCAUGGGGCCCCCGGGCAAUAGGGAAUCAUGGGGCCCCUAUGUCCUUGCCCAAACUCAAGAAAGCCUAUGAAAAAGGUACCAGGGGCACCUCAUGGGGCCCCCUGCUGCCCUCGGUAGUGCCCGAGUUUCCAAAUGGUCAGUCCGCCCCUGCUCUGCAUAGCCGAGCCAUACAAAAUAGUGUGCUUAGAGUGAAGCACACACACAGCUCCCAUAGUGAAACAGCACACAGCACACUGCACACAAUGUUAACCCCUUCCUGCCCAGUGUCAUUAGUACAGUGUCAGUGCUUUCUAUUAGCACUGAUCACUAUAUUGAUGUCA